AAAAAGAAAAACCCUAUAACCGAGGAAGUUUCAUCGACACAGGUCACAGAAGAAUGAGGUGUGUGUCACCGAUUAUCAACUUGUUCUCUCCUUCGCAGGCUCACACUCACACUAUAUUCUAAGACCUAGCAUUAGCGUUUGGUCUCUCUGAGUCUCUUCCCCAAAUUCAUAAUAAAAAAAAAAGAAAGCCCUAGAUUCUCUUCCCAUUUUUUCAGUGCCCUCCUCCACAACCUAAUCUCUGUUACUCUUAUUUGGAUUUUUCUUUUUUUUGGUAACUAAAAAAUUGUUUGGAGCUUUUUUUUUUUUUUUUUUCCCGUUUUUUCUGAGAUGGAUAUAGAGCAAAAGCAAGCGGAGUUCAUCGAUCACUUCGUCAAGCAAGCUUCGACUCUCAACGGCUCGGCCCUUGGUUCACUGGUUGCCGAGGCUACCUCUAACCCUUCGCUCUUCGCCUUCUCUGAGAUUCUCGACGUUCCUACCGUUCUCGAGCUUGAAGGAACUGAUAAUUCUGUAUAUCUGGAUGUGCUUCGUUUGUUUGCACAUGGCACAUGGAGUGAUUACAAGAAUAAUGCUGGCCGUCUACCGCAACUGGCCCCUGAGCAGGUCCUCAAGCUAAAGCAGCUUACGGUGCUGACACUGGCAGAGACAAACAAGGUACUACCAUAUCGUCAACUAAUGCAGGAGCUAGAUGUUAGUAAUGUACGUGAACUCGAAGAUUUUCUUAUCAAUGAGUGCAUGUAUGCGGGCAUUGUUAGAGGAAAGCUGGAUCAGUUGCGAGAAUGCUUUGAGGUUCAAUUUGCUGCGGGGAGAGAUCUGAGACCUGGCCAACUUGGGAGUAUGAUACAAACACUAUCAAACUGGUUGGCUACUUCAGACAAUCUACUUGUCUCAAUUCAAGAAAAGAUAAAGUGGGCUGAUACUAUGAGUGAGUUGGACAAGAAACAUAGAAAGGAAGUUGAAGAUAAGGUGGAAGAAGUAAAGAAGUCCAUUUCCCUCAAGUGUCUUACUUACGUUGUGGCAGAAGUUCCACCCUGUAAGCAGGCAGACGUUGACUACCGAGGGCAUGAGGAGAUCUUCUCUGAACCUGGUGGAGUGAUGGACUAUGAGGAAGACCGAAUCCGACCAAAGAGGAGACGACAUCCUAUAUCUUGAACAUAUGUGGAUGGGAGGGUUAAAACAUAUGAUGGGUUUUGAUGCAACUUGCCUUGAUUUUUGUCCAUGGCAUUCCAAGCAGCUGUUGAUUUCGGGGCCGGAUGAACUUUAUUUGUGGCCAUAGGCAAGAGAGAGAAUUUGGGGCUUUAUUUUUAUAUGAAAAAUAUUAUUCAUUUUAAUGUUAACAUUAUAUUUGAGUAUAAUUUUCUUGCGUUGUUUUAAAGUAGUGAGCAUGUGUGACUUAGAGAAGGCUUCAAGGCUUUUUUACAUUCAUUUAGAGGAAUGUUAUAUAUAUAUUUUUUA
Messenger RNA from Ziziphus jujuba (common jujube), 1452 nucleotides. RefSeq names its product COP9 signalosome complex subunit 7. Lineage: Eukaryota; Viridiplantae; Streptophyta; Magnoliopsida; Rosales; Rhamnaceae. Bases 328 to 1149 code for a protein of 273 amino acids. The transcript is spliced from 9 exons. Gene Ontology annotation, cellular component: COP9 signalosome. The record is from RefSeq and is a predicted model, not a curated record.